UAAAAAAAUAGGGCGGAACCUAUUCCAGCCUAAAGUUUGCGUGUCAUGUGGCGAAAAUAUCGCGAGACCGUGACAACUUCCUUUUUGCGCGGAACCAGAGAACAAGAUGUCCCUCGUCAUCCCAGAGAAGUUCCAGCACAUUCUUCGUGUCCUCAACACGAACAUUGAUGGAAGACGUAAAAUCGCAUUUGCCAUCACUGCUAUUAAGGGUGUUGGAAGGCGAUAUGCCCAUGUGGUCCUGAGGAAAGCUGAUAUUGAUCUAAAUAAGAGGGCUGGAGAACUCACUGAGGAUGAGGUUGAAAGGGUGGUGACAAUUAUGCAGAACCCUCGCCAGUACAAAAUCCCAGACUGGUUCCUGAACAGACAGAAGGACAUUAAAGAUGGGAAAUACAGCCAGGUCCUUGCUAAUGGUCUGGACAAUAAACUGAGAGAAGAUCUGGAGAGGCUGAAGAAGAUCAGGGCUCACCGUGGUCUCCGUCACUUCUGGGGUCUCCGUGUGCGUGGUCAGCACACCAAAACAACUGGUCGUCGCGGUCGCACUGUGGGUGUGUCCAAGAAGAAGUAAAUUUACAAAUAAAGGAAAUCAUUCAGUCA
This is a messenger RNA of Danio aesculapii, 594 nucleotides long. RefSeq names its product ribosomal protein S18 (gene rps18). The transcript has 6 exons. Gene Ontology annotation, biological process: translation. Lineage: Eukaryota; Metazoa; Chordata; Actinopteri; Cypriniformes; Danionidae. Gene Ontology annotation, cellular component: cytosol; ribosome; small ribosomal subunit. Gene Ontology annotation, molecular function: structural constituent of ribosome; RNA binding. The coding region runs from base 107 to 565 and encodes 152 amino acids. The record is from RefSeq and is a predicted model, not a curated record.